This is a messenger RNA of Osmerus eperlanus (European smelt), 2001 nucleotides long. It is a transcript of the gene bco2b, whose product is annotated as beta-carotene oxygenase 2b. The transcript has 12 exons. Bases 72 to 1745 code for a protein of 557 amino acids. The record is from RefSeq and is a predicted model, not a curated record. NCBI's taxonomy places the organism in Eukaryota, Metazoa, Chordata, Actinopteri, Osmeriformes, Osmeridae. Gene Ontology annotation, molecular function: carotenoid dioxygenase activity; beta-carotene 15,15'-dioxygenase activity. Gene Ontology annotation, biological process: carotene catabolic process; retinal metabolic process. Gene Ontology annotation, cellular component: mitochondrion.
CUCAGAACGGGACCCAGCAGUAGGACGCAAGCACCUUCAUCCUUUGACCCCAGGACACACACAGCUUCAUUAUGACCAGCACGGAGCCUCAGCAGAACACGUCACCAGUGCUGAAGAAGACCAAACCGAAGGGGAAAAACCACCACUACACAGAUGUGCAUGGCUUGCCCUGCAUCGAGAACCUGGUGCGCUCUGUGGAGGAGACCCCUGAGGCUAUCAAUACCAACAUCACAGGAAGUGUGCCCACCUGGAUCAAUGGCAGCCUCCUCCGGAAUGGACCUGGCAAAUUUGAGAUUGGGAACCAGAAGUUCAACCACUGGUUUGAUGGUAUGGCCCUUCUUCACAAGUUCAAGAUCUCUGGAGGCCAGGUGACCUACAAGAGCCGUUUCCUAGGCAGCGACUGUUACCAGGCCAACAACGAGCACAGCCGUAUCGUGGUGUCAGAGUUUGGCACUGUUGCCAUGCCUGACCCCUGCAAGAACUUCUUCCAGCGUUUCCUGUCCCGUUUCGAGAUGCCCAAGCCGUCAGAUAAUGACAACGUGAGCUUCGUGACAUAUAAAGGCGACUACUACGUCAGCACAGAGACCAACUUCAUGCACAGAAUCGACCCAGAGACUCUUGAGGCUAAGGAGAAGGUGGACUGGAGCAAGUUCAUCGCUGUGAAUGGAGCCACUGCUCACCCUCACAACGACCCUGAUGGCACCACUUACAACAUGGGCAACUCCUACACUGGCAAAGGUGCCACCUACAACAUCAUCCGCGUUCCUCCCACCAAAAAUAGCCCAGAGGACACUCUAGAAGGAGCUACAGUGUUGUGCUCCAUCCCUUCUGUGGAUAAGACCAAGCCGUCCUACUACCACAGCUUUGCCAUGUCAGAGAACUACGUGGUGUUCAUAGAGCAGCCGAUCAAGAUGGACCUGCUAAAGAUUGUGACAGGCAAGAUGAGGGGGAAGGGUAUCAGUGACGGCGUCUACUGGGACCCAAAACGAGACACAUUUUUCCACCUAAUCAACAAACAGACUGGGAAGCUGAGCUCGGUCCACUACCAUACCAAGGCCCUGUCCACCUUCCACCAGAUCAACGCCUUUGAGCAGGACGGCAUGCUGGUCAUGGACAUGUGUGCUUCGGACGAUGGCCAAGCCAUCAACAACUAUAUGGUGCAGAACCUGCGCCAGUCUGGAGAGGCUCUGGACGAGGUAUAUAACACCAUGUCCAGAGUGUUCCCACGCCGCUUUGUACUGCCCCUCAAUGUGGACCAUAACACGCCAAUAGGAAAGAACCUGAACACUCGGCCUGACAGCACUGCCACCGCUAUCAGGAUCAGCAAGGAAAAGGUGUUCUGUUCCUAUGAGGAGCUUCAUGAUGAGGAGCUCCACAAAUAUGGAGGUCUGGAGUUCCCCCAGAUCAACUAUGCCAAGUACAACACGCAUCCCUACCGAUACUUCUACGGCUGUGGUUUCCGACACUUGGUGGGAGACACGCUCAUCAAAAUGGACCUGAAGGACAAAUCAAUGAAGGUGUGGGAGCAGCCUGGUUUGUACCCGUCUGAGCCCAUCUUUGUCCCUUCUCCCGACUCCACCGAGGAAGAUGACGGUGUGAUCCUGUCUGUGGUUAUCACUCCAAAUAAGGAUAAGAGCACCUUCCUCUUGGUUCUGGAUGCCAAAUCUUUCCAAGAGUUGGCCAGAGCCGACGUCCCUGUCAACAUCCCCUACGGCUUCCAUGGGACAUUCAACAACACAGCAUAGAUGGACCAAAAGCAAACAACUGGAUGAGAUUGUGUAAAGACGUGUAAAAGUGAUGGAGAGAAGAGUGGUACUGACUCAGAAAGAACACAUCACACAGAACCGAAUAUUCUACACCCUCUGUGUCCUCCUUUCUGUGUACCGUUUGGACAAUAUUGGAAAACCUAUCCAUGCACUACAUAGUUUCAAGAACUUUGUGAACAUUUGUCAAGAUUGAAUAUGACUGAUUUACAGAUUCCUUAUCAAAUGCAUUGCUUGU